Penicillium macrosclerotiorum is the source of this 1704-nucleotide messenger RNA. RefSeq names its product mitochondrial-processing protease subunit alpha. The transcript is spliced from 3 exons. Gene Ontology annotation, molecular function: metal ion binding; metalloendopeptidase activity. NCBI's taxonomy places the organism in Eukaryota, Fungi, Ascomycota, Eurotiomycetes, Eurotiales, Aspergillaceae. The record is from RefSeq and is a predicted model, not a curated record. Gene Ontology annotation, cellular component: mitochondrion. The coding region runs from base 1 to 1704 and encodes 567 amino acids.
AUGCGUCGCUCUGCAUUGCGGGCCAUCGAGUCUGCGAAGCCUCUCACACGAGCUCCUCGCUCAGUGUCGAGAAGCUUUGCUACCCUUAACGACUCGGCGAAGGACCCUGCCGAACUUGACCAGAUCACUACACUCCCGAAUGGCAUUCGCGUUGCUACAGAGUCAUUACCCGGUCCCUUCGCUGGUGUCGGAGUUUACGUCGAUGCCGGAUCCCGCUAUGAAGACGCCAGUCUGCGCGGUGUCAGCCAUAUCAUGGACCGCUUAGCCUUCAAAUCAACCAAGUCACAUACCGGAGAUGAGAUGCUCGAGAUCCUUGAGUCGUUGGGUGGUAACAUUCAAUGCGCCUCGUCUCGGGAAUCUCUGAUGUAUCAGUCGGCCACUUUCAACUCGGCAGUCCCUACGACUCUUGGUCUGCUGGCGGAGACCAUUCGGGAUCCUUUGAUUACCGAUGAGGAAGUUCUCCAACAACUUGCAACGGCGGAGUAUGAAAUUGGUGAAAUCUGGGCGAAACCCGAACUCAUCUUGCCGGAACUGGUUCACAUGACGGCCUACAAGGACAACACGCUCGGCAACCCCUUGUUAUGCCCGAGCGAGCGACUAGGAGAAAUCAACAAGGCCGUGGUGGAGCGUUAUCGGGAGGUUUUUUCAACCCGGAUCGCAUGGUGGUCGCCUUUGCCGGCCAGUGACAUUAGCAAGACCAAGGGCCCUGUUCUUUCUGGUGCUGGAAUUGAUACCACCCUGUCGGAUUCUCAUUCUGCAGCCACUGAGGGCCAGGUGCCGACCGUCCCGCAUUUCACGCCUUCGUCGACAACGACCAGCCCAGCUGCCUCGCAGAGCACCCAAUCCUCGCUGCUGUCCAAACUACCGUUUCUCAAGAAUCUCUCAUCAUCCGCAAAUAAGAAGACCACCGUCGAGCCUCUCGACCCGUCUUUGAUUGAGCCUUCGUCGUUGGAUCUCCGGCGACCUGCACACUACACUGGUGGCUUCAUUGCUCUUCCCCCGAUCCCUCCGCCCGCCAACCCAAUGCUCCCGCGCCUGAGCCAUAUUCACCUUGCCUUUGAAGCACUCCCCAUCUCCUCUCCUGAUAUUUAUGCUCUCGCCACCCUCCAAACAUUGCUGGGUGGUGGUGGCUCAUUCUCUGCCGGCGGCCCCGGCAAGGGCAUGUACUCACGCCUCUACACUAAUGUCCUCAACCAGCACGGCUGGGUUGAGAGCUGUAUCGCCUUCAACCACAGCUACACCGACAGUGGAAUCUUCGGAAUCUCCGCAUCGUGCAGCCCCACCCGCACGACAGAGAUGCUGGAGGUCAUGUGCCGAGAGCUGCAGUCGCUGACACUGGACACAGGCUUCAGUGCUCUCCAGCCGCAGGAGGUCAACCGUGCCAAGAAUCAGCUUCGUUCGUCGCUCCUGAUGAACCUGGAGUCUCGCAUGGUGGAACUCGAGGAUCUUGGCCGGCAGGUCCAGGUGCACGGUCGCAAGGUCGGUGUGCGAGAGAUGUGCGAGCAGAUUGAGUCGCUGACUGUCGAGGAUCUGCGCCGUGUGGCUCGCCAGGUCUUCGGUGGUCAAGUCCUUAACAACGGGAACGGAACUGGUAAACCCACGGUCGUGCUGCAAGAGGGCGAGUUGGAGGGCUACAAACUGCGUUCAUUCCCCUGGGAAGAGAUCCAGGACCGUAUUGCGCGAUGGAAGCUUGGCCGCCGCUAA